Molecule: messenger RNA, 1771 nt
Organism: Onychostoma macrolepis
Lineage: Eukaryota; Metazoa; Chordata; Actinopteri; Cypriniformes; Cyprinidae
Exons: 2
Coding region: 837-1451 (204 amino acids)
Source: RefSeq, a predicted model, not a curated record
GUGAUACAUGCGCUUAAUUUUAAUCGGUAACAAACGAUAAUAAUAAUGAUACUACUACUACUAAUAAUAAUGAAAUAUAAAAGUAUUUUUUAAAAUGGCAUGUGUAGUUUAAAAUGAUAGAAUAAAAAACAAACAUAGACCUUAGUUCAUACAUAUCUAUGCCUUUGGUCAGGGUAGCGCCAUAUUUAAUUUUUUGAAAACGAGGCUGUGUGAGGCAUUGAAGUACAGUGCGUUAUGGAUUGUACUGUUGUUUGGCAACAUGCUGAUUUUUCAGUUGAUGGAAUGUCGUUCCAAAAAAAAUAAAUAAAUAAUAAUAAUAAUAAAAAACUUUAAGUAGACCAAAACAGCAAAUGCCAUUGUAAAAGGUCCGUACAUCACAGCCUCGUUUUCAUAACCGUUUAAUUCAAUAUGGCGUCUGAUUGUUCAUUAAGAUAAAAUGGAAAAUGAACACAAACAGUAUUUGUACACAUAGGAUCAUUGUGAACUUUUAAAUGAUGGAAAAAUAAGAAAGAAAAUAACAGUGACCUUAAUCACAAGGUGGACACUAACUUUGUCAAACAAACACAUGUCAAGCAAACAGGACAGUGUCACAGAAAGUAGGACAGAUCGAUGUGUCAUGACCCUCAAUAUACAACAGUACAAAGGACUCACUGAACCUGUAAAGAUUAGUCAGAUUUUCAUAGAGGAGUAAAAGGUCUUCCAUCCUGUCUGAGGACAGGCAGUUUGCGGAUCCCGACCCUCCCCAGGAUCGAACCUCAAGCCUGGAGGAGAGCAGCAGUGGGUCCGGCCCCUGGCAGACAGCUAGUCUAGCUGAGUCCUGGGCAUCUAUUAGCGGCAUGGAGCCAGAGCUUGGAAGUCUAGAGACCAGUGAGAUGGUCCUAGUUCAAGAGGACCACAGCGAGAACCACUCCUCCACCUCUGACAUUAUCCACCUAGAGGCGGAGCUCCAUCAGAGGGCGGAGUCAGAUGAUGAGGAGGAGGAGCUUCAGAGCAGCAUGCUGAGCAUGAUUGGCAGCGAGCUGGAAGAGAUCAGAGCACUUCCUGUAGAAUCAGAUCUCAAGCCUCCACAGACUGUGGAGCUCCUGAUGUGUGUGGAGGAGCCAGUUGUGGAGGAAAUCGAUGCAGAGGUGGCUUCUGAGCCGGUUUUCACUCACACUCCCCUUCUGUCUGAGCCUUUAGAUUUUACACUGGCCUCUGUUCCCAUACCUGAAAUUAUCUCACAGGUUUUAGAUUAUCUUCCACCCUCCACAGUCACAGUCUCAGAGGAACCUCGUGCCUCUGAAUCAGAGUCUAUUAAUGCACCUAGUGUGUCAGCGUCAUCUUCAGAAGAGGUUGUUCCAAAGGCAGACCCGCAUUCAGCUGCAUCCUUUGAACUCCCUGUGUUGCUGGUUGGUGGCGCCGCCCUGGUGGCGGUAGUGGGAAUACUCACAUAUACCCUGAUUAGAAAAUAGCAGGACUGUGUAUCUCUUUAAUAGUUUCAAAAUUGUACAACAAUUCAACAAAUUGUAUUAUUGACUAUGUGAUAUAAAGAUACGGUGGUAUUAAAUAUUGUCAUUUGUCUAUUAAACAGAGACUAAACACAGUCUGGAAGUCUGGAUCAUUGUUCACCUCAAAAAUCAAAAGAAAAAAAAAACACUGUAGUAUGUGUUAUAUAGUCUUUAAUUUAUUCUGAUCUGGAAAAUCAAGUGACAGGAUCAUUUUCAGUAAUACAAUACAAAUAUCGGUCAUUUUUUCUUUAAAAAAUUCAUUAAUUUAUUAAUGUGUUCGCAUU